This is a messenger RNA of Acanthochromis polyacanthus (spiny chromis), 4759 nucleotides long. It is a transcript of the gene cmtr2, whose product is annotated as cap methyltransferase 2. Gene Ontology annotation, molecular function: methyltransferase cap1 activity. The transcript is spliced from 3 exons. Lineage: Eukaryota; Metazoa; Chordata; Actinopteri; Pomacentridae. Bases 1510 to 3816 code for a protein of 768 amino acids. Gene Ontology annotation, biological process: 7-methylguanosine mRNA capping. The record is from RefSeq and is a predicted model, not a curated record. Gene Ontology annotation, cellular component: nucleus; cytoplasm.
UUAAGUUCUGUGUUUUCAGCUGGUUCUGUGUUUUAUCGGUAGACAACUCCGGGACUGAGACAUGGGGCACGAAGGCUUGAACCCGGCGUGUUAGUAGAUUCACACUUUGCGGGUUUUGGGAGACCAAACUCGGUCUGGAGGUCUGUGGGGAAACAUUCUGCUCCAGCUGAGGGAAAACUUUUUAUUUCAACUGUUUGCUUUCCACAGAGGAAUAUUUUUAACACGGAAGCAGUUACCCUGUCCUCAGACCCAAACUAGCAUCUACAUUAAGGCCUGAACUCACUGUGUGAAGUUUUAUCUCUACACUCUUUCAUUAGUCCUUAUUUAGCUCACAUCUCACAAAUAUAACAUCCGGUUAAUUAAGUUCAGACAGCAAUAUUGCAAGAAUUUCUCAUUUGAAACGUCCCAUUAUCGCUGCUUCAUAAUCAAGCAAGGCAAAAAAAAAAUUCAACAAGGGAUACUGUAAUCUUAUUUCUUGUACUUCCACAGACAGAAUUGUUAGACCGUAAUACUAAAAAACGACUGAUAAUUAGCUUUUUUCAAGGCUGAUGCCCAUUGUCAGUAAUUAAGGCCACCAAUAAUUGAUAUUUGGAACUGACAGACAUUUGCAGUGAAAAUUAAAUUCUUGGUCUUCAAAUCCACAAUACCUUAAUUCACAUUUACUUCCAGCAUCUCAUUUAUAUCAUAGAAUUCUUGCUUUAAUCCACAAUAAAGACUAAUUGCAGUUAAUCAGGUAACCAGUAAGAUCAUUAAUGCAGAAAUAGGAUUACAUCAGUGUGUUAAACCGUUGAUCUGUUGUGUGAGAACAGAGAUGCGUAAACAUCCAUUUACUGUAACUGGAAGCUUCCGGUCAUGACUGAAGCAGCAGAGAGGAACUACAGUGUCAUCACGUUUCCUCUGCUGAUGAUAUUAUCUGGUAAAUAAUAAUCUCAGAGCCAUUAACCAGAUUAAAAAGCUGGGUUUGAAUUAAAUUUCCGUGUCACUUUUAAUUCAUAUUUCUGGGAAACCAAAAAGAAUAUUAAAGCUCUUCAUUGUUGAGCACAAAGUACUGGUCACAGAAAAUUAGUAACAAACAACACUGUUGGUUUGUGUUUUUUCUGCACUGCCUUAAUUUAUAAAAUAUUUUAUUGAAGAUGUUACACCAACUGUGUAUACAGUGAACCUCCAGCAUACAGAGAUAAGUUGGUCUUUAAUAGACAAAAAGUAAAGAAAAAAAAUCUAACAAACAGUUAUUACCACUGACUUAGAUUUCCAGAGUUCACCCAGUGAUUACAAAAAUAUACAUUAUGUGCAUUUAACAUGCAGUUAGUAGUUGAAUAGCAAAGGGUAAAUACAAGCCAGCUACCAAACAAAAACACAAAAAGAAAGGAGGAGAGGGUAACAUUUUUUACACUUUUACUCAUGACAUGUAACCAAGCAUGUGGUGCUGAAGGAAAGGCAUUGCUGAAGUCCACAGAGAAGUGACGACAGAUAGUGAGAGCUGGCUGCUUCUGAGUCAAGGUGUGGAGGAUGAACUCGGGCAAUGGCACCAAGAGGAAAGUCAGCAAGCAGCAGCAGCAGCAGCAGCAGCCUUUCAACACGAUGGUGGCAUCUGACCCCGAAACACUGGCUGAGAUACGAAGUCUUUUUAGUAAAGUUCGAACCUAUGUGAAGCCAUCCAGCGAGGAGUGGAGCAUCCCCGACCCAAAUGUUGCACUCAGACGCUCAGCAGAGGAGCACUGCCGUCUGCAGGCGCUGAAAGUGUCGCUGAACGGCGUGAAGAACCAGCUCAGUGACAAGAAUGUACAGGUGUGGCAUCAGCACACCAACUCCACCAAUCGGGCCGGGAAGGUGAUCGCUGCCGUACGUUCUGCUGCCAACGCAGAACUCUGCACUCAAGCCUGGUGUAAGUUCUACGAGAUCCUUGGAUCCUUUAAUCUUCUCCCAGAGGAGGCUCUUCAGAAUGGAGAGCUGAACACGGUCCACCUGUGUGAAGCUCCAGGAGCCUUUAUAACCGCUCUGAACCACUACAUGAAAACCAGUGAGUUCACGCGGUACUGUGACUGGAGCUGGGCCGCCAACACUCUCAACCCGUACCAUGAGGCUAACGGGGGAGGCACGACCAUCGCAGAUGAUCGGCUGAUCGCCAACACGCUGCCCUGGUGGUUCUUUGGCUCAGACAACACCGGCAACAUCAUGAUGCAGAAACAUUUGCUGGAUCUGCAGGCGUUUGUGUCAAACAUGCGUAGAGUUGAUUUGGUGACGGCAGAUGGAAGUUUUGACUGUCAGGAGAACCCUGAUGAGCAGGAGGCGCUGGUGGCUUCGCUGCAUUACUGCGAGGUCACAGCUGCACUGCUGCUCCUGAGCCCAGGAGGCUCCUUUGUACUGAAAAUGUUCACACUGUAUGAACACACCUCCGUCUGCUUACUCUACCUGCUGAACUGCUGUUUCCAAUCCGUCAACGUCUUCAAGCCCGCCACCAGCAAGGCAGGGAACUCUGAGGUUUAUGUUGUGUGUCUGAACUAUGAUGCCAAAGAGGCUGUGAGGCCCCUGCUGUCAAAACUGAUUCGUAAUUAUGGACCACAUCUGGCUGACCGAGAGGCACUUUUCCCGAGUUCUGUCCUCCCGGAGACGUUUCUGAAACAGCAUGAAGAAGUGUGCCUCUACUUCCACAAAGUGCAGGUGGAGACAAUCACAGAAAACCUGCAAAUGUUUGAGGAAAUGAGCACAGAGGAGCGGCAGCAGCUCGACCACAUCAGGGACUGUGUGGCUCACGAAUACCUGCAGCGCUUCCAGGUGAGUUUUCUCCCGAGGAGCUGCUGGAUCUCUCGUAACACGGUCAGUCCCGCCUGCUGCAGCGUCUCGGCUGGUCGACCUCUGGGACAGAAGAGGCAAACAGGCUCUUUCAAUGAGCGCAUGGAAUUGCAGACCCUGAGCUGGAGGGAGCGCAUUGAGAAAGGUUGUCAUGCCAGCUGGAUCCAGAGACACUGCACUGAGGACAGUGGGACGGGCUGCGUUUUAGAGGGACCCCUGUCCAGCUGCCACGUGGAUUCAUGGUAUGUGAUUGUUGGGGCAGCGCUGCCUGCUGUCAGAAACUCUCCGUUCUGUGAAGGAGGACUCUUAAACCACUUGAACGAAGCCCUGAUGGACACCGCUGUAGACUGGACCCGUGUUGCUCCCUGUGACUCCUGCCAUGUGGCUUGUGCGGCCUCCAUCUUGUCUGAGGUUGCAGGUCUUUGUGCCUUCAGCGUGGGGAACAAAAAAAAGAAACAAUGUCUGGUGGUUGGUGGCCGCUCAGUUUGGGGCGACUGUGAGAGCCAAAUUGGGGAUUUACUGUUAACAUUUUCUGCAGAGCCUUCAUUUCCUCCUGGAGGCUGCAUGUCGCUGCACGACGGCGAGCCGCUUUACCAGCAGCAGCUCGUCACUUGUGUCCUGUUUUCCCUGCAGACUCUGAGCUCUGGAGAUGCCCUGCUGCUGCCGGUGUUCUCCGCCCUCACUCGUGUCACUGCAGCUGUUGUGCUCUGCCUGCACACAUGUUUUCAGUCCGUCUCCUUCAGGUGCCCGCCCCCCCCUGCUGUGGUUGGGAUGCUGCUUGUGUGCAUAGACUUCUGCCCUGAAGCUGCUGCCCGAAUGCUGCCGGUUCUUAGCGACGUGCAGAGCUGCAUGAAUCAGUUAAAAGAAGAGGACACGGGUAAAAAGCAGCCUUGUGGAGGUGACAGACAGGUGCUGCAGUUUGUUCCCAUGGAGGAGCUGCUCACUGGAGGACUCACUGAGUUCCUGUGGACCAUGAACUCGGAAAUCAUCCAGCGGAAGCUGCAUCUGCUCAUGCAGUCAUAGAGCAGUUUAGUGAACUGUCACUCUGGGAUACAUGCUGUCAUUUCAGAAGCUGUCAGUCUGUUGUGUUGUUGUUGAAGCAGCAGACUGCACAGCUGUAUGAGCUUCCAGCAGUUAGUCACUGAAUCAUUUUGCAUGCUGAUACCUACGGAGCACUCGUGUGAUUGAACAUUACACUCCUAUAACGUCUGACUCUCAAUGGACAGAUUAAACAAGGAUUAACAGUGAACUAGCAAAAACAGAGAUUUCCUUUCUUCUUGCUCGUUAAAACCUGGUGCCUUCAGUACCCACAGCUCAGCAUGACCUUGGAUUUAAGCUCAUUUCUUUCAACUCCACACUUCGGAUAUUUUUCAUUCUCAGCCUUGUUGUUUUCAAGAAUAAUGCUGACUGUUGGAGGACAUUUAUCAGACUUUAUUUACUUGCUGUGAAGCCACACAGAGCUUCAUACAACCGAUGGCACAUUUUCAUUUACGACACAUAUCUUGGUAUAAGUGCAUUAGCUGAUAAACUACAAAAAGGCAGUAUAGAAAAAUGAAAGAUCUUGACAUGAUACAUUCUGUUUGAAUUCAUUUAGAAACUCUGUCACUGGGGAGUUUAUUUUUCAUCUGUAGAAUGUCUUGUUCAUUUAAUUUCUUAGACACAGUUAUUUACUGACCAAACUGAAUAGAUCUAACUUUAAGGAGAAUAUAUUUAAUUUGGAUAUACAUACUUUUCUCAUUGAGCUUUGAUAAACAAAAUAAACAUUUAGUUCAUCACGUGUUGCCCAAGUCCUACGCUGGAAUUCCGAAGUCAAUACAGAUAUUCAUUUAUUUCAUUAUUUUAACGGAAAAUCCAGUAAUGAUUUGUUGUUAUAGAUUCAUAUUUGGUUAUUAAAUAACAGAACUUAUUUGAUAAUGGACUGAACAGAGUGUUUCAGAGUUCAUAAAUACAGAUGUCCAACCCAUGA